Fusarium odoratissimum NRRL 54006 is the source of this 5021-nucleotide messenger RNA. Its product is annotated as valyl-tRNA synthetase. The record is from RefSeq and is a predicted model, not a curated record. Gene Ontology annotation, biological process: maturation of LSU-rRNA from tricistronic rRNA transcript (SSU-rRNA, 5.8S rRNA, LSU-rRNA); ribosomal large subunit assembly. Gene Ontology annotation, molecular function: rRNA binding. The transcript is spliced from 2 exons. Lineage: Eukaryota; Fungi; Ascomycota; Sordariomycetes; Hypocreales; Nectriaceae. Gene Ontology annotation, cellular component: nucleolus. The coding region runs from base 111 to 1064 and encodes 317 amino acids.
AGAACAUUUUUUUUCCUCGUUCCUAUUCUACCAAGGUUGCAAGCCAACCUCCCACCUUGAAGCCUCACCACCGAUCUUUUCAAGGACAUCUAUUAUUCCCAAUUUACAAGAUGCUCAGACAAGUUAAACCUCGCAAUGCGCGCUCAAAGCGAGCCCUCGAGAAGCGCGAACCAAAGGCAAACGAGAAUCCCAAGACGUGCCUCUUCCUCCGCGGAACAACAUGCUCUCAGAUCAUCCAGGAUGCCCUCAACGACCUUCAUCAGAUGCGCCAACCUCUCGCUAAGAAGUUCACCAAGAAGAACGCCAUCCAUCCCUUUGACGACGCCGCCUCGCUCGAGUUUUUCUCCGAAAAGAACGACGCCAGUCUCCUCGUUUUCGGUAGCAGCCAGAAGAAGCGUCCCCAUACCUUGACUUUUGUUCGCACUUUCGGUUAUAAGGUCCUUGACAUGCUUGAGCUCUACCUCGACCCGGAGAGCUUCCGUUCUAUUGCUCAGUUCAAGACUAAGAAAUUCGCCAUUGGUCUGCGGCCUAUGAUCCUGUUCGCUGGUACUGCUUUUGAGAGCCCUGUCAGCAACGAGUUCACCCUUGCGAAGAGCAUGCUCCUUGAUUUCUUCAAGGGCGAGCCCAGUGACAAGAUUGACGUCGAGGGUCUCCAGUACAUCAUCUCCAUUAGCGCAGAGGAUAGCACUGGCGACGGUGAUGUUAAGCCCGCCAUCCACUUGCGAGUCUACACCAUCAGUACCAAGCGAUCCGGUCAGCGUCUUCCCCGUGUUGAGGUUGAGGAGAUCGGUCCUCGCAUGGAUUUCCGUGUCGGCCGAGUCAGGGAGCCCGAUGAGUCGAUGCUCAAGGAGGCCAUGAAGAAGCCUCGCGGCACCGAGGAGCGCACCAAGAAGAACAUCACAACCGACUCUAUGGGUGACAAGAUUGGUCGCGUGCAUCUGGGCAAGCAGGAUCUCAGCGAGCUGCAGCUCCGCAAGAUGAAGGGUCUGAAGCGAAGUCGAAAGGAUGCCGAAGAUGCGGUGGAUGUCGUUGAAGAGGAGGAGUCCAAGAGGAUAAAGCAAUAGUAGAUGUGCGGCAUUGCAUGCUCGGAGUUGGGCGUCUAGGAAAAGGUCUUGUAAAGACUAUGUCAAUAAUUGAUUUACUGGGUUCCAUCCCUAAGUAUGACAGGCCCUGUCGUAUGUCUAAUUGAGGUUUCUGAUAUUGCUGUCAUUUAUCUGGGCAUGGUGAUCCCGAUGCUGUCAUCUCUCCUUUGAAAGUCAGCCAUAGUGUCUAAAUACAACUGCUUGAAGCAAGGCUAGCGCUCCUUAUAUGUUCCAAUUAUUACAAGUAUCGCUCGCUGGACGAUAUCAUAUGCAUGACUACAUUCAAAGCCCCGAACCGCAUUUCUCUAUUGUAACGUCAUUAUAUACUAAUUAAAUCGAGAUCAAAGUGGAAGGCUCCCCUUUCCAGCGAUGACCUGGACACUUGUGCUGGGUAUGCAAUAUGGAGCAAUGAAACCAUAAGCACAAGCUUCGCUUGGGCUUGUUCGAUCUAAUUGUACUGUUUCCCGUGCCUGGCUGAACCUUUCAACUCGUAAGUCGUGAUCAAUGAUAGGCUUGCCAUUGUGCUGAUCAACACAAUGGCCAAGUCCUGUGGGUGUCUGGCAAAGAAUCUCGAACAUUAAGCUCUUCCCUCGUCGAUAGUUUAUCGCGCCGCGAAUGUAAUCGGACUGUAAGGUGCCAUGUGAUCUCUUACACAAGUGAUCAUUCGGACCAUCUCGUCUCGAUGCGUCUUGGUACAAUCACCGGUUCCGAUUGUGAGGAAAUGGUCGUGAAUCAUCAAGUGGAGUGAUGUUGGCCGUCCUCUUCUGUCGACUGUAGAUGGAAAGCAUUUCUUGCUGACCAGCGACAUGCUGAAGCUGGUUACCAACAAGAUAUUGAAAAGGCCGCGAGACCAGCUCUAAGCCCUAGGGCCAUCAUGGCUGUGCAUGGCUGCCACGACCCUUCAGUCAGGUGAGUCAGGAACGAUGAGAUCCUCGUCUGCAAUGGGAAUAGGAGGCUGUGCAUGCUGGUGCAACAUCUCAGCAAAUAUCUCAAUGUGCUGUGUCAUGGAGCCAACAGUCUGUUGCUCUGGUGCUUGCUCUUCGAGCUCCGUGCCCCAGAUGUCUUGUGGUAUAGAGCUGCCGUCCAACAAAGCGAUCCUUAUUGGCCACUCAAGGUGCCGCCACCACUUAGAUCCGGGCUCGAAUAAGCUGACCAGGCCCAUGACCUCUCGACGAGCCACAUCUUGCAACCACCAUACAUUAUCCAUUCGCUUCAGCAAUGCAAAGAAGCAAGCAAGGAUGGCGAGAGCACGGGGACGUCUUGCAUCAACAAGAUCAACGUAGCGCUUCGAAACAGUAGCAGGGAAUGUGAGCGCGGCAGCUGCGUGAUAGUUUUUAUGCGCCCAGUUAAGCACGCUUACGGCAUGUGAGUAAGCCUGAGUGGUCGUUGAAAGCAAACGAGGAUCUUCGUUCAUCAAUUCAUCGUUUAGCCCUUCUAGCAUAUGGCCGAAGAAUGAGUCAGGCGAGCGCGGGUUGAGGUUCAGUUGGAAACCAGGUUGCGAAUCAAUGACAACUUUGACGAUGUCGCUGUGAUGGAUCCAUUGCCACGAGUUUGCGACCACGGUCUUGACGCCCUGAAAAGCAUGGAACCAGGAGAGCGGGGGCACAUAUCGACUCGUUGCAUCCCCAGGGGCAGAAUCCCCGUCGUCCUUGACAAAGAUGCGAGAGGCACUGGCUUGGAAAGCAAUUAGCGUCGCUGUGAGGAACAGAGCCUCCGCAUUGUCGGGUGUAAUGCCCGAGCCUAGCGACGCCCCGAAUGCAGAAAGAGAGGAGGCCGAGUAGGCAUGUGAAGCGCGCACCAAUGCUUUGUCAUUCGGAGACAUUGAGCGUAGAUGGAGGGCUGCGACAGACAAGAUGGCGUCGGCGAGGUACGUCUUGCCAUUGCCAGAGAAGGCCAUCUGUGGGACGGCACGCUGCCAGAUAUCCUCAGCGGCAGGCGAGUUGGUCAGGAGCGUCUUGGAGGUGACAUUGGUGUAGUGAUGCAUCAAACGCAGCUCGAGCAUUCGUUCGCCAUGGUCUAUGGUGUUGGUGGACGAGCUUAUCGAAGGUUGCGAGUAGACGGAAGUGGGAGGGGAAGGAUUUGGUCGCGGCGCUCUUGCUGGACUUGAAGGGGCACGUGGGCGUGGUAGCGGCGUUCUUGGAGCAGAAUUGAAGUUCACAGUCGGCGCAGGCGAGGGAGUAGGUGCGCCGACACUCUCAGUACUGGUAUUAGUUGAUAUGGCAAGUUCUUCGAGGACAUCGGGGUUGCUGAAAUCGCAAGGAACGCCGUGCUUGGCACAAUUACCACAUCGUGGGUGAACCUCGUCGCACUACAACCAAUGGGAAUUUCGAGUCAGUCCAGGCGUCCAAAAACACCAACAGGUUGGGGGGGGCCAUUCAAGCCAACGCGAAGAAUGUCUAUGUUUGAACGACAAGCGUGCAAUAUGGUGCGAUGCGUUGAGGCAUAAGCAGAGGAUCGAUAAGACCUACUUUUAUCUUCCUAUUCUUACACCUCCGACAACCCGCCCGAGACUUUUUGUGAGAGCGUCGAGGAGGCAUGAUGGAUUGAGAAAGGGGGGAAAGGAGGAAGAGAUAUGUAUUUUUUUCACGUGUCGUUUGUCAACAAGUUCCUUGAGAAUGUAUGGAGAGGACCCUGAAAUGUGAGUAAAAUCGCAGCAUGGCCGCAGAGGCAGGGGGCCUCUAUACGGUUGGCUUUGAGUAAAGGAGAAGCAACAGUAGAGAGCAGAGAAGGAAGAGAGAUUAUAAGGAAGAGAAUUCCAUGACGCGUGUUGAAGAACGAAGAGAGGCGAAAUCGUGGUUGAGCACGAAACGGUCAAGUUUUCGAACUUGGGGGCAGAAGCUGGUAGUUACUGCUGAGAUUCUCCGUUUCGAGCAAGUGCGGUGAAGGAGAAUCUGGUGCUAUUGUGAUGUGAUGAGAUGCAAAUGAGGGCAGAAGAGAUGCAGCCAGCAGCCACCGCGCACCAUGAAGUGGAGGGGCGGUCCCGUCGGCAGGACAGCCUAGUGGAGCUUGGAGCCCCCGGUUCAGCGCAGUUCUAACCUGUCAUGUCCUUCUGUUGGCGUCUACAGCGAAUGGGAGCUGGGAAGGCUGCACUGCCACAGCAAGUCAAAAGUCGACAGGGAUAUGGCCCUGUCCUGUCCUUCUGCUUUGCUCCCCGAGCCCUCCUGAUAUUGCUGUGCGUGUCUUGCCUGUGUCGGGGAUGCUUUUGGUAUCAGCUUCUCAUUGUGGAGCCCGAAUAUCGACGCUUUGUCGAUUGUGUCCUUCGCCUAAGGAACCACGUAGGCGGGUGGACUGAGGAUAACAUAAAAAAGGAUGAGGACGGCCCGGAUACCACCAGAUGGUUUUCCUUUCUUUGAUCAACUCUAUGGCACAAUGGGCUGGACGAGAGACAGGUCGCAGAGGACCCUGUGACAGGAGAGACAUCCAUACUCAGACACCUGCAAAAAGGUCACACAGAUUGAAAGAUUACGCAUGGACCCCUAUCCAGACGUACUAUGGCGUAUUCCAACCAACAUGACAGCCUCAAAGCCACUCCAGUUCAGACUCAUCUUGAUGUCAAUCGGGUGAGAUAAGUUGUUCCGACUGAGGCUGUGUCAAUUGGACGUCAAUGGUAACUAUGACGGGUAGAUAAUGGAUGCAUGGAGAUAUUAAUCUUUCGUCCAAGAGUACCUACAGAAUAUGGGGGUUCUCCCUCUGUCGGAUAUUGGGGUGGUUUGGUGGUCCGAUCGUAUCAUGAGAUCUACCGUCUUUUGGGGACACGGGACGAUGGUGUCCAAUGAAACCACGACAUCCUGUCAGACUGAGAAAACGUUGAGCCGUCGGGGAUGUGGUUAUUCCGAGGGUUAGGAUGAAGGAUUCAAGACAUUCGGUGCCUGUAGAUUUGGAUGACGUUUCGAGAUUAAUUAAUUGAUGGAUUAUGAUGCAUUUUCUAAUUGAUCUGCG